CACCUGGCCCCAUCACAGCGCGGACACAUUAUGGUAGACAAUGUAUCUCUACUGAGCCUUCCCCUGGACUCUGGGACCAGAAAUGCACUCCUACGGCUGCCAGGUGAGCUGCGCAACCAAAUAUACCGCUUCGUAAUUCCCGGCAGCAUCUGUGUCAUCUCCUGGGAUACAGAUGUCGAAAACCUCCAAAAGUUGCUCCCAGGCAUCUGCAAGACGAGUCGACAAAUGCAUGAUGAGACAAUUCCGAUCUUCUUCCAGAACAUCGUCUGGCUCCUUCCGCAUUCGAAAUACGUCUGGCCAUUCGCACAGUUCCUAUAUUCAUUUCCGAAUGGCAUAGGAUUCCAAAACAUCCGUUCUGUGGUCCUGCAAGAUCUCUCGAUUCUCAACACGAAGCUCCUCCGACGUUGCCCGAAGUUGCGAACGUUAGUCUUGGUCUUUGAUGGUCCGGAGAUAGCUGGUCGUGACCUCAUCAAGCGGGGCAGGUGGAAAACGGAAACGAUUGCCAAGACAUACGAUUUGGAUCCUAUCUUCGACUUGAAGCUGCUCAAGAGGUUGAUCCUGGGAUUCAAAACCUCUGGAGGCUGGGCCCACCCCGGAGUUUCAACAAACUUAGAAAUCGAGACUUCCUUCAUGGACGAGAUUCAAAGGCGCGAGAGCCAAGCGAAGGUUAUGGCAUUGCGAAAUCUGCCGUGGAAUACGGGGCAAUGGGUUGAGGAGCUUCUUUUGGACCAGAUCACGAACGAGGAAGAGGACUAUGUUGAGGAUGAGGAGUAAUCGGUGAAAAUAAAACAUGUCCUGAUGCUGCGAACGUUCACUACGUGGAUGGAGAAACUCUAUCACUGAAUCGUUGACAUUUUUCGCGAGCUAAGAGCUCUGGAAGGCGGAGGAACGAGGAGAGUAGAAGAAACCAGUGAGAUUAGCGUAUUCCAGAAAUGCUUGGAGUUAUUCGAGACCACAACCGAUUAGAAGAAGACCUGUUAUUUUCCUCAGGGAAAUUAGAAUUUGCAAACCGGGGCUACAACAAAGCUGGGGAAAUAAGAGACACCUAAGGGCUAAGUGAUAGAAGCGCCCACAAUGCAUUUUAGGAGAGGUAUUUGGCUAUGAG
Molecule: messenger RNA, 1105 nt
Organism: Lindgomyces ingoldianus
Lineage: Eukaryota; Fungi; Ascomycota; Dothideomycetes; Pleosporales; Lindgomycetaceae
Exons: 1
Coding region: 31-774 (247 amino acids)
Source: RefSeq, a predicted model, not a curated record